GCGCCACCACUGUUCAUCUCCCCCCAAACCAAACCAAUAAUUUGGGGAAAAAUCUCCAACUGCGGCGGCCGCCGGAAAAUAAAAGAAAUAAUUUGUCCCGAUUUUCUUCCACCCCCAAUUCCGACUCGCCGGCGGCGGCCCGGUCUCGCCGGAACCCUAGCCGAGGUGGGGGAUAGUUCCGUGCAGUGCUCGAGCGCUCGCUUCGAGCGGCGAGCUCGGCCGCCGCGGAUCGCUGGAGCCCGAGGGCGGCGGCGCCGCCUAGGGUUUGCUCUUCCCCGGUGCUGCUCGGCGGGAUCGUUCCCGGGUCUGCAUUUGGUGCCGCCGUCGGCGAGAUGCAGCCGCCGCACAAGAAGUUCGCGCGCGCCGACACGCUCGAGCUCAAGGCGCAGAUCGUCAAGCGGCUCGGCCACCAGCGCGCCGAGCUCUACUUCCACAGCCUCAGGAGGUUCCUGGGCUGUCAGCUCAGCAAGGACGAGUUUGAGAAGAUCUGUGUUGCUGCGUUCGGAAAGGAGAACAUCAAGCUCCACAAUUUCCUUGUUCGAUCCAUCCUUGGCAAUGCGUGCACGGCAGAUGGGCCGCCGCUGAGCAAGCAGGCGCCCACCGGGAACUCACAGACGAGCACCGUGUCCAAUGGGACGCUGACCAACAGCUUGCUGCCGGCGAGGAGAGGAAGGCCUCUGGCUAAGAGGUUUGGUGACAAGCCAAGCCCGAUCGGCAAGUCUCCUCUCGGUCCUCCGGGGGCUGGGGAGUUUGUGUCAGCUGGUAGCAAGGCGCUGCAGGAGGUUAUCUCUGUGGAGGAUGGCGAGGAGGUCGACCAGGCCCGGGGUAGCCCGGUCUGCGUGCAGAGCCAGAGCCCGAUCAGGGCUCCGCUGGGAGUUCCGAAGGCUCAGAAUCCUCAGCCUUCGACGUCUUGCUCUUUAGAUGUGUGCUACAAUAGUGGUGAGUUGCCAGAUUCUCAGUCGCUGUCCAAGCUACUUGAGGAUAAGUUGAAGGCUCAAGGUCUCAGCAUGCCCAAAGAGUGUGCUGAUGUUUUGAACUCUGGGCUGAAUGUGUACAUGAGUCAGAUGCUGAAGGCUUGUUUAGGUGUUGCGAGAGCAAGGGGAAACAACAUGAGGAUGCGCCAACCAAGUGGGUGUACUGCUGCUGCUGUAAGUAGUGGGCGGAAUAACAGCUUUCCCUCGGAAUCAGGCUGUUCUUACCAAGCUUCGUUGCUUGAUCUUUGGGCGGCAGUGCAAUCCAAUGGUCGAUUAGUGGGACAUGGUCUGCAGCGGGAGAAGAUUGCUUCUCAUCUCCAGAACAGUUGAUUGAAGGCAGCUAGUUUUCCUCUGAUUUGUAUCAGACCUUAUGUUGGACAAGUGUAGGAAGUAUAUUGCAGCACCAUUAUCUUGCUGUAGAAGCUAUAGGUAGUUAGGUUGAGGUAAAAGUGGAGUUUGAGUGUAGGGCUGGGUAGUGUACCCAUGGUUGGUGAGGAUGAUACUUCUUAGGAUGCAGUACAUGAUAGUGACCAGUGAGCUUCAUUUACCUGUGAUUAUUCACAAAAAUAAUAAUAAUAAUAAUAAUAAUAAAAGAUUCUGGAAUC
Panicum hallii is the source of this 1579-nucleotide messenger RNA. RefSeq lists its product as uncharacterized. The coding region runs from base 333 to 1304 and encodes 323 amino acids. The record is from RefSeq and is a predicted model, not a curated record. Gene Ontology annotation, molecular function: transcription coactivator activity. Gene Ontology annotation, biological process: regulation of transcription by RNA polymerase II. Gene Ontology annotation, cellular component: SAGA complex. NCBI's taxonomy places the organism in Eukaryota, Viridiplantae, Streptophyta, Magnoliopsida, Poales, Poaceae. The transcript has 2 exons.